AUGGGUCGCGUUAGAACUAAGACCGUCAAGAAGUCCGCCAAAGUCAUCAUUGAGCGAUACUAUCCCAAACUCACUCUCGACUUCGAGACCAACAAGAGAAUAUGCGAUGAAAUCGCCAUCAUCGCCUCCAAGCGUCUUCGCAACAAGAUCGCUGGCUACACCACCCACUUGAUGAAGCGAAUUCAACGAGGACCCGUCCGCGGUAUCUCCUUCAAGUUGCAAGAAGAAGAACGUGAACGCAAGGAUCAAUACGUUCCCGAAAUCUCCGCUUUGGACUUCACCCAGAACACCGAGAGCGGACAAUUGGAUGUUGAUGCCGACACCAAGGACUUGCUCAAGAGCAUGGGCUUCGACUCGAUUGCCGUCAAUGUUGUUCCUAUUGCCCAGCAGGCUCCUCAAGAGAGAGGCGGUCGCAGAGUUUUCGGCACCGAUAGACCCGGCCGUCGCGAGUAA
Exophiala bonariae is the source of this 453-nucleotide messenger RNA. It is a transcript of the gene RPS17, whose product is annotated as 40S ribosomal protein S17. NCBI's taxonomy places the organism in Eukaryota, Fungi, Ascomycota, Eurotiomycetes, Chaetothyriales, Herpotrichiellaceae. Gene Ontology annotation, cellular component: ribosome. Gene Ontology annotation, biological process: translation. Gene Ontology annotation, molecular function: structural constituent of ribosome. The transcript is spliced from 3 exons. The coding region runs from base 1 to 453 and encodes 150 amino acids. The record is from RefSeq and is a predicted model, not a curated record.